AAAUUAUAAUCCCCUGCAAGGGUAUAAAUUUAGAGAAAGAGAAUUAUGACUUCGGCUUGAUUAAAAACUGUCAUGCAGCUGCUGGUGCUUUGGCUCGGAGUUAUGCUUCUUGGGCUUUGGCGUGUGUGGCUGGAAAACAGCCCCCUGUGAUGCACCUGUCGCCGGGACACCUAAGAGUCGUUCUCAUUCUGGCCCUGCUGCAGGAGCUGCAGGUGAAGCCCCAAAGGGAUAUACUCCGGGAUCAGUUCGAGAAGGAUCUGCUGCUGUGUCCCGUCUGCUUUGCAGACCAGCGGGAGCAGUGCGAGGCGUUCUUCGAGACCAUUACAGAGCCCUCGGACUGGAGUAGACUGUUGAAAACGAUAUCUCUGCUAUUCGACCAAAGGCAAAUAUAUUGGUUAGAGCUAAAGGAGACGGAAGGUAGCAGGACGCGACUGGUGGCCAAAAGGAAAGCUCUUAAUCGAAAAACCGUUCAAGUAAAUAACUUGGAAGAGGAUUUUCUGCAUCUAAGGGAGCGACCAGGAGGCUUCCACCUCUGCCGCACGGGGACUAACACUUCCCGAUUUGUGACUUAUCUGGAGCAUCGUGGGCAUAGCUCCCCGAGCAUAUGGUUCUACCUAACAUACGACGUCAGUCCACUGUUACUAAGGGAACUGCACUCUCUGGGCUUUCCAGUGCCUCGCCCUUAUGGCACCUGCGGUCUCAUCCACUUCCAGGAGGACGCAGGACGUACACUGACACAUUAUGCUGAAAAAGAAGAGGCUAUUCGAAUGAAGCUGGCCCGCCAGGUACUUGAAUUAUCGCUGAAGUUUACCUUUGGCUUUGCGGACUUUCGUCUUUACCUCACCGACUUGACAGCCGAUAAUCUAGCCUACGACGAAGCCAGCGGGAAGGUUACCAUCGUUGAUGUGGACUCCCUGGUGCUGGUGGAUUCUACAAGCACUGAGGGACAUGCCCUGAGGUAUGAACCUUUGCCCGGCGAGGGCUUCACCUUUGAUGUAUCCUCGUUUUGCACGGGCCAGCAGAUGGAUGCAAAUGUGUACCAGGCGUGCCUCCUCCUUAGAGAUUUUCUCCGUCCCAACGACACAAUGCAGCUGCUCCUGGAGCAGUGUGUUAAAUGCCAAAACGACCAAUGUGAUAUGCGCUUCCAAAUCGCAUACGACUUGAUCAAGCUUUUGAAAGAGAGACAGAGCGGAUUGGAGAUCGAAUAGAAUCGUUUAUAAUCAUACAACACAAAUUCAGGACACUCAA
Drosophila serrata is the source of this 1248-nucleotide messenger RNA. RefSeq names its product divergent protein kinase domain 2A. The record is from RefSeq and is a predicted model, not a curated record. Lineage: Eukaryota; Metazoa; Arthropoda; Insecta; Diptera; Drosophilidae.